AUGGGUGUGAUCUCACCUGAAAUUGCUUUAGCAAUCGAGAAAAUGGUGGUUUUGGAUCGGUGCCCAGGAAUAGCGUGUGCUCUGAAUUAUUGGUACCUUAUCUUACCGGGGAUGUUUUCCGACCCUUACCCGUCAUGGCUUCGGACUGCCACCACCAUUGACCACCACCACCAUCUUCACCACAAACAACUGUUAUCUCUUCUGAACAAUCGCUCUCGCCCAACAACAACACGUGACGAUCGAACCUUGGAUCCGUCGCUGACGGGAGAUGACCAUCGGUGGAGAGGAAGACAAGUGGGCUGGCAGAUUUCGUCGAGGGUGGCCAAGCCACGUGUGACAACCCGAUGCCUGGAUCUGGUGCUGUGGCCAAACCUGACCGACAACUUUUUUAUGUACAUAAUUAUAUCUUAUGAUGUAUACGGUAUAUAA
Molecule: messenger RNA, 429 nt
Organism: Striga asiatica
Lineage: Eukaryota; Viridiplantae; Streptophyta; Magnoliopsida; Lamiales; Orobanchaceae
Source: the annotation of a GenBank genome assembly